Anthonomus grandis grandis is the source of this 1945-nucleotide messenger RNA. Its product is annotated as scavenger receptor class B member 1-like. Bases 71 to 1675 code for a protein of 534 amino acids. Gene Ontology annotation, molecular function: scavenger receptor activity. Lineage: Eukaryota; Metazoa; Arthropoda; Insecta; Coleoptera; Curculionidae. Gene Ontology annotation, cellular component: cytoplasm; membrane. The record is from RefSeq and is a predicted model, not a curated record. The transcript has 5 exons.
UAAUGCAAAAUUACAAUUAUUAUUCAGUUGUUACACAUUUAUUUAUGAAUCGGUCGUUUUAGUGAGGAAUAUGACUAAUUUGUCCGAGGUUUUCAGGAGGAACUUAUUUACUGGAGUAAUUUCCUUGGUAGCUGUUGGCAUCCUAAUGGUAUGCACAUCCACCCUAAUGUUUGUCCAUAACCCCCAAAAAUUAAUAGUUAAAAUGAUUUUAACCCUCUCGGAUGGUUCAUUAUUUUACAAACUAUGGUCAGCACCGCCCUUCAACAUUUACUUGAAGAUCUACAUAUUUAAUAUAACGAAUUCGAAAGAGUUUCUGGCGGGAAAAGAGAAGAUGAAUCUGACUCAACUGGGGCCGUAUAUUUACCGGGAAAUUUUGACUAAUCAAAAUGCCACUUUCAAUGACUCUGAUGGAACCGUCACUUAUAGCCCGCAUAGGGAAAUCGUAUUUGAUCCAGAUAAAUCCGUGAGAGAUCCUAAAAAAGAUCAUAUUAUGACGACAAAUUUGCCGUUAGUGGGUCUUCAAGCGUACCUGAAUGACGCCUCUAUCUUCACGAAUUUGGCCUAUUCGACAGUGACUAGGAGCUUAGGAUCAGAACCGAUCAUGAACGUAACUGUAGAGCAAUAUUUGUGGGGAUAUAAGGAUCCUCUUAUCAAAUAUGCCCAUACUUUAUUGCCCAACUGGAUAGAUUUUGAUACCUUUGGGAUCUUCGAAAGGUUGAUGUCCAGGGACAACAACAACCGCGUGACAAUCGUGACCGACCCAAGCAAAUACCACUCGAAACUCGACCAUUUACUAACGCUAGAAGAACGAAUGCAAGAGUUCCACGUGGUCAAAUGGAACAACAUCUCCGGCCUGAAAGACUGGGGCUUCGAGACUCUAUGGCCCCAUCAAGUGAAGAAGUGCAAUCUGGUAGAGGGCGCCUUCGACGGUACGAUAUUCCCCAGAGACCUUCCACAAAACACCACUUUAACGUUGUUCAGAAAAGCAUUUUGCCGUCCAGUACCCCUACAGUAUUUAAGAGACACCGUGGGAAAGGAAGGCUUUAGACAGUACGAGUACAAGCUGGCAGACAACAUGUUCGACGUCACCAAGGAGAAUGAAUGCUUCUGUUUCAGAAACAAAUGCAUCAAAGGCUUCCAGAGCAUCGCCCCUUGCUACUAUGGUAUCCCCAUCACACUGUCCCAACCUCAUUACUUUAAUGCUGACCCUAAAAUGCUUGAAACCGUUAAUGGUUUGGCCCCAAAUGAGUCCGAGCAUGGCAGCUUAUGUGCUAUCCAGCCUGACAUUGGUGUACCACUAAGUGGGAGCAUGAAAAUCCAGAUUAACUUGGAUGUAGGGAAGACCAAGGGCAACUCGAAAACUUACCGGUUUAAUGACUUACAAGUGCCGCUGUUUUGGGUGGAGAUUACCACCGAAGACUUACCAUCGAUCGUAAUAUUUUUGCUUACCUUGCUGUGCAACGUCAUGCCAGUGGCUUUGGAGGUGAUCAAGUAUCUUCUGGGCCUCAGUGGUUUGGCAUUGAUAUCGGGUGGUGCCUUGUACACACUUUUGAAAACAAAAGUGAGGAUACCAAGGUCACUAAGCUUAGGCAAUAAUGAGUACUCACCCAUUCCCAUAGUAACUCUUCCCGCGGAGUUCUUGGAAAAGUGUGAGAGGCGAUUUUCGUUGAAAUAGAAGACUUUUAGUGAUAUUUAAGGGAAAAACCAAAUGAUAGUUACUAUAUUAGAACAAACCUUGCCAUUUAAUUGAUGCUUAUUGAAAGGUAGUUCAGGGUUUUUAUUGAAACCUCAAACAAGUUGUUUGUAUAAAUAAUAUUGUAAAUAGACUGAUGUAAAUAGUAAUUUUAAUUUAGUAGUUAAUAAUGUUGGUGCAAAUUGUUAGUUCGUGUAGGUGUAUUGUGCUUCGGAACGUUUGUAACAAUAAAAUGUCUUGUUGCUGAUGUUA